GGCACCUAGAACAUCCCAGGCAAGUUUAGUGAAGGGACGUUCUCAAGCUAAUGCUGUUGCACAGCAAGCGUUGAUUGCUCAUUGGCAAAGCAUUGUGAAAAGCCUGAAUUAUUACUUGAAGAUAAUGAAAGCAAACCAUGUUCCGCCAUUCCUAGUCCGCAAGGUGUUCACUCAGAUAUUUUCAUUCAUCAAUGUUCAGUUAUUCAACAGUCUCCUUUUGAGGCGUGAAUGCUGCUCAUUCAGCAAUGGGGAGUUUGUUAAGACAGGAUUGGCUGAGUUAGAAAACUGGUGCCAUGAAGCAACCGAAGAGUAUGCUGGCUCAGCUUGGGGUGAACUGAGGCAUAUCAGACAAGCAGUUGGAUUCCUGGUUUUAUAUAGGACUCAAACAGGAUUCAGCAAGUUAGAGAAAAGAACUGAAAGUACUUCUCUCAGUGGUUCAAAAUCAUCCUAG
Vitis vinifera (wine grape) is the source of this 451-nucleotide messenger RNA. Its product is annotated as myosin-17. The record is from RefSeq and is a predicted model, not a curated record. NCBI's taxonomy places the organism in Eukaryota, Viridiplantae, Streptophyta, Magnoliopsida, Vitales, Vitaceae. Bases 125 to 451 code for a protein of 108 amino acids. The transcript is spliced from 4 exons.